UGAUCAACAGAUCGUAUUACACAAUUUUGUUAAAUUCAACAUCCGUUGCAGCAAACAAAAAUUUGAUCUUUACAUCGCGAGCCCUUGAAUUCAUGAUGUUUUCGAUCAAUUUAUUCCUUUUGCUUUCGGUGUCGUACCUUGCCCAGAUAUAUGUCAAAGGUCAAGAGUGUCCUAGAACAAACAGCAAUCCAUCAAAAAAUUGUGUGUCUAAAUGUUUACCUCGAUUUGGUUGUGCAUCGAAGAGACGGACAUGUAUUUGUGACGGAGAUUGUGGCUUCAGUUGUGUGAAGAAAGCUCUCAAGUGCCCAACUCCAAAACGUCCGGCAAAUGGUCAAAGAAACGUUAGUGGAAGACACUUUAACGAUACUGUGACAUUCUCGUGUAAUCUUGGAUUUACACUCACAGGAUCAUCUCUACGACGAUGUCGAGGUUCUGGGAACUGGGACGGAGUACAUCCAAUUUGUGGUAAACCUUGCGAUGAUCCAGGUCAAGGAGAAAAUACUUUAAGGAAGGAGCCAUUGAGCAGUGAUCAAUUUCAAACUGAUGUAGCUUUACAUUAUUCCUGUAUUAAUGGUUAUCACAUGACCAGGAAGUCUGGCGUCAUAACAUGUCAAAGUAAUGGAUCAUGGGAUACAAUUCCACCACAAUGCAAGCGUACUGUAUGUCCUCCACCGAAACUUCCCCAAUAUUCUUAUGUAAGAUCACCGUCAUGGUUUAAUACUUCUGGAGGGGCAGGAAAUGGACGACGGUUAUACUUAGCAUGCAGUCCAGGAUAUAAAAAGGUCGAUGGAAGUUCCUUGAUAUGCUCAGGUGAUCGAUGGCAGCCCCCGACGCCAAUAAAAUGUGUUCCGGUUAGUUGUGGGGAUCCAGGUUCACCAGUCAAUGGUCGAAAGAGUACUUUAAACUACAACUUCAACAGCAGGGUUUAUUACUUUUGUAACGAAUGUUAUAAACUUGACGGGGAUCAAUAUCGCACAUGUAACGCUGACGGCACUUGGUCAGAUGAACUGCCUGUUUGUAAAGAAGUGAACUCUCGAUGCAAGGAAAUUUCUAAUUUUACAAAUGGUAAAGUUCAGAUCACAUCAACACGUUGCGGUGGUAAAGCAACGUUCUCUUGUAAUGAUGGGUAUAAAAUUAUUGGAAGAUCUUCGAUGCGUUGUAACGAGUCAGGAAUGUGGUCGGAAACUUUUCCUCAGUGCAGAUUAAUCUUGUGUCCAUCUCUCAAUACGACGGACAGUGUUGUGGUUAAUGCCAGCGUUUAUCACCCCGGUUCAAGCAUAAAAUUUGCGUGUAUUUCACCAAAUCAUACUCUGCGCGGCAAAGAAGUGAUUUCUUGCAACUCUAAUGGCGCAUGGUCGCAUGAAGUACCCAAGUGUCUGGCUCCUUGUCGCAUCAAACCAUCUGAAGCUAUGAUAUCUCAGGAAUUUUACAAACACGGAACGAAAGCAACGCUAUCAUGUCAAGAUGGCUACCGACUUUCUGGCGUAUUGGAGAGUGAAAUGCCAUUUUGCAAUAAUGGUACAUGGCAACUCAACACACGAAAUUUUCCGUAUUGUAAAGAUGAGAAAGUUGUGGAAAAGAAGAAAUCGUCGUUUUGGGAGAAGAUAAUGUCAUUAUUUUCCAAAUCAAAUGCUUUUCAUGGUGAAGAUGAAGAUCCAAUUGCGUGCGGUACACCUAAAGAAGGCAACGCUCAUAACAGAAAAUCCAUUCAAUGUGAGGCUUGUCGAUCAAUACCAUCUGAUCAUCCAGGAUUUCGAAGUAUUGAUGAACAUUCUGAAAUAUUAUACAUGAGCUGUUGUAAUCCUGCACAUCAAGAUAUUUAUAGCAUUGUCCGACAAGCAUGUGUUAGAAGUCUCAGUUGUGAAAUAUGUCCAGGCCGAGAGGGUCCGAUAUUUUUUGGUGAAGAUGCUAAUGGCUCUGUUUUAAGUCAUACAUUUUUUCUCAAAGAUUCGCGAGCUAGAGAAACGGAGGACGGUGAAAAGCAAAAGAACGCUCUAGACCGUUUGGUGCCAAUCUACCAUUGGCAGGGACGCAAUUUUUGGGUAAAAACCAAGAAAAAUUACAAGGUCUUGCCAGAAAAAGUCAGGAUAAAGGAAAUGUUUAAAAUGAUGGAAGAAUAUGGACGGGAGCAUCCAGGAGAUGUUAAAGUAGUGAAUAAUGUACGUGUAAUUUGCUCGGAAAAGUUUUUAAUUGAUGGUUAUGGAAAAGCAGUGAAACGAUUGUUUCGAGAUAACUGUACGGAGUUGGCCAAACGAGAAAAAAAUAUUUUGAAUGAGUUUAAUGCCAAGCGUUCAAAUUAUGUUGUGAAUUAUUGGUAUCUUGAAGAAGAACCAGGCACAGAGUAUUUGUAUUUGAUAUUAGAUUUAUGUGAAGAAUCGUUGGAGAAAUUUGUAGAAUCUUCUAAGUUGGAGGAUCUUCAAAAAGUUCUUCCUAAGGUUAUUAUGCAGAUCUUAAAAGGUUUAGCUGAUCUUCACAGCGGCCCGCGUCCUAUUCUUCAUCGGGAUUUAAGACCUUCAAACGUUCUUCGAGAUGUACGAGAAAAUUUUUUCAUAGCUGAUUUUGGUAUAAGUCGAAUAUUAUGCAAUGGAGCUUCGACACAUUGGAGCGCACAGAGAGGAGCUAAAUAUUGGAUAGCUCCAGAGUCACAUGAUUUAUCAGGUACAUCCAUUGAUCAAGCUCGGUACAAGAAAGAAUCUGAUGUUAUGAGUGCGGGAAUGGUGGCUUAUUAUGUUGCAACCAAAGGUGAACAUCCUUUUGGACCUGAACGGUUUUUACUAGACAACUUGUUGAAAGGAAACCCUGUUGGCUUGGACAAAAUCAAGGAUGCCACCCUCAAAGAUCUUCUUUCGUGGAUGUUAGAGCGACUACCAGAAGAUAGACCAUCAGCCAACGAAGCGUUAAAACAUCCUUAUCUUCUGUCGGAGGACGAGAAGUUUGAAAUGUUAUGUAAAGUUGGAAAUCAACAUCCAAUUAAGACAAGUGAUGCUAAUUCUAACGUUGUUCAACAAUUGAAUAGUGAACCCUCCGAUUGGCAAAGACGAAUGAAUAGUGAUGUUUACGACUAUUUUGCACGGAUGAGUUUUCGUGUUUGCCACGAAGGUGAGAUCAUGACAAAAAUUGCUCUUUUUUCAUCAGCGGCUCACAUGAUCGUAUUACACAAUUUUGUUAAAUUCAACAUCCGUUGCAGCAAACAAAAUUUGAUCUUUACAUCGCGAACCCUUGAAUUCAUGAUGUUUUCGAUCAAUUUAUUCCUUUUGUUUUCGGUGUCGUACCUUGCCCAGAUAUAUGUCAAAGGUCAAGAGUGUCCUAGAACAAACAGCAAUCCAUCAAAAAAUUGUGUGUCUAAAUGUUUACCUCGAUUUGGUUGUGCAUCGAAGAGACGGACAUGUAUUUGUGACGGAGAUUGUGGCUUCAGUUGUGUGAAGAAAGGUCUCAAGUGCCAAACUCCAAAACGUCCGGCAAAUGGUCAAAGAAAUGUUAGUGGAAGACACUUUAACGAUACUGUGACAUUCUCGUGUAAUCUUGGAUUUACACUCACAGGAUCAUCUCUGCGACGAUGUCGAGGUUCAGGGAACUGGGACGGAGUACAUCCAAUUUGUGGUGAACCUUGCGAUGAUCCAGGUCAAGGAGAAAAUACUUUAAGGAAGGAGCCAUUGAGCAGUGAUCAAUUUCAAACUGGUGUAGCUUUACAUUAUUCCUGUAUUAAUGGUUAUCACAUGACCAGGAAGUCUGGCGUCAUAACAUGUCAAAGUAAUGGAAAAUGGGAUACAAGUCCACCACAAUGCAAGCGUACUGUAUGUCCUCCACCGAAACUUCCUCAAUAUUCUUAUGUGAGAUCACCGUCAUGGUUUAAUACUUCUGGAGGGGCAGGGAAUGGACGACGGUUAUACUUAGCAUGCAGUCCAGGAUAUAAUAAGGUCGGUGGAAGUUACUUGAUAUGCUCAGGUGAUCGAUGGCAGCUCCCAACCUCAAUAAAAUGUCUUCCGGUUAGUUGUGGGGAUCCAGGUUCACCAGUCAAUGGUCGAAAGAGUACUUUAAACUACAACUUCAACAGCAGGGUUUAUUACUUUUGUAACGAAUGUUAUAAACUUGAUGGGGAUCAAUAUCGCACAUGUAACGCUGACGGCACUUGGUCAGAUGAACUGCCUGUUUGUAAAGAGGUGGACUCUCAAUGCAAGGAAAUUUCUAAUUUUACAAAUGGUAAAGUUCAGAUCACAUCUACACGUUGCGGUGGUAAAGCAACGUUCUCUUGUAAUGAUGGGUAUAAAAUUAUUGGAAGAUCUUCGAUGCGUUGUAACGAGUCAGGAAUGUGGUCGGAAACUUUUCCUCAGUGCAGAUUAAUCUUGUGUCCAUCUCUCAAUACGACGGACAGUGUUGUGGCUAAUGCCAGCGUUUAUCACCCCGGUUCAAGCAUAAAAUUUGCGUGUAUUUCACCAAAUCAUACUCUGCGUGGUAAAGAAGUGAUUUCUUGCAACUCUGAUGGCGUAUGGUCGCAUGAAGUACCCAAGUGUCUGGCUCCUUGUCGCAUCAAACCAUCUGAAGCUAUGAUAUCUCAGGAAUUUUACAAACACGGAACGAAAGCAACGCUAUCAUGUCAAGAUGGCUACCGACUUUCUGGCGUAUUGGAGAGUGAAAUGCCAUUUUGCAAUAAUGGUAAAUGGCAACUCAACACACGAAAUUUUCCGUAUUGUAAAGAUGAGAAAGUUGUGGAAAAGAAGAAAUCGUCGUUUUGGGAGAAGAUAAUGUCAUUAUUUUCCAAAUCAAAUUAAAAAUAUGAUUAAAAAUAAUUUUUAUGUAAUUUGAAAUCCGUGAAAAUUUUUUAGACUGACAUAUGUCCAGACUAGAAUAAUUGUAGUCCGACAGACUAAAGUCGAUUGUGAAAAAAGUUAGUAAUAGUGCCUUUUCCUACCAUUUUCUACGUUUCUACGCAGUUUUGUUAAUGAGUACAUAAUCACUCCUCAAUAAUUAUACAACAUGAAGUAUUCAUUUUUAAA
Xenia sp. Carnegie-2017 is the source of this 4994-nucleotide messenger RNA. RefSeq lists its product as uncharacterized. The record is from RefSeq and is a predicted model, not a curated record. Lineage: Eukaryota; Metazoa; Cnidaria; Anthozoa; Malacalcyonacea; Xeniidae. Gene Ontology annotation, biological process: protein phosphorylation. Bases 93 to 4769 code for a protein of 1558 amino acids. The transcript is spliced from 27 exons. Gene Ontology annotation, molecular function: GTPase activator activity; ATP binding; protein tyrosine kinase activity.